ACAAAUGUUUGAGUGUGUGUGUGUGCUUGCGUGUGUGUGUACGUAGUUGUUUGCGUAGAGUCAGCUCUAGUUUCUCACCAGCAUAAGGUUACCCAAUGCUGACUUUAAAAGAUUAAGCCACUCUGAACCCAAAUGUGGAACAAGCAACAGGCAGAAACAACAGCCGACAGGAGACCUCUCUCUCACGAGAGGUCACGCACCUUGGAUUCUUAUUCAUUGUGUUGACCUCAACUUUAAAAUCGAAUGCCAAAGAGCAUUUGAAAUAUUGAUCCAUUGGGUUUGUUCUGGUGAAGCUUGAAUUUGGUGGUUGUCUGAUAUCUGGAGCCACAUGACGGUCCAGGCUGGAAGGAUCGAGGUGGCGCUAGUUGACUUUGAGGGUAUGGAGAAUACUAACGGUAUGGACAAUUUCAAUGAUCCAGACUACCCCAAUGAGAUGAUGGCUUUGAGGGUAGAAAUGCCAGAGUUUGGGCCUGGCAACACCUACUGCAAUUCUGCUAAAGUGUUGCCAUAUAAAGAGAAGACCCCACAAAAUCAGGAAAAACCGCAAUCACCUAUCCUACCCCCUCACACGAGGAGAGGUCGUGCCAGCUGCGCUAGUCUGAUUUCCAACUGGAAGUUACUUGUGAACAGUGAAGGAUCACAAAGUGAGACAAUCUUCAGUAAAAUGGCCAAAGAAUACGAGGACUUGUUUAUUGAUAAGCGAACUCUUGACGAAGGUGAUCAGAAGGUCAUCAUAAACAUUGCCGGCCUUCGCUUCGAAACCCGUCUGAGGACCCUCGACCAGUUUCCAGACACCCUUCUGGGCAACCCAAUGAAAAGAAUGGGCUAUUUUGACCCCAUGAGAAACGAGUAUUUCUUUGACCGCAAUCGCCCGAGCUUUGAUGGGAUCCUGUACUACUAUCAGUCAGGGGGGAAGGUCCGCCGUCCCUCGAACGUACCUUUAGAUGUCUUUGCGGAUGAGAUUACCUUCUAUGAGUUAGGACAGGAAGCCAUGGACCAGUUCCGCGAGGAGGAAGGGUUUAUUAAAGACGUGGAGAUCUCAUUGCCAUCCAAUGAGUUUUACAGGCAGUUCUGGCUGCUCUUUGAGUAUCCCGAGAGCUCAAACGCAGCCCGAGGGGUCGCGCUCGUUUCCGUCUUCGUCAUCGUCAUCUCCAUUGUCAUAUUCUGCAUGGAGACUCUCCCAGAAUUUCGUGAGGACCUGGAGCUUUUUCCGACUGCGGGUGUUUCCUUCAACAAGACGCAUCCUUCAGGUGCUCCUCCUCCAAGUGCCUCUCCCAAAACCAUCACCAGCACCUUCUCUGACCCCUUCUUCAUUCUUGAGACUGCAUGCAUCGUCUGGUUCUUCUUCGAGUUCUGUGUGCGUUUCCUGGUUUGCCCCAGCAAGCGGGAUUUUUUUAACAACAUCAUGAACAUGAUUGACAUAGUCUCCAUUGUUCCCUAUUUCGUCACUUUGAUAACUGAGAUUGUGACCACCACCAAAAAGUCAGACACGGGGCAGAACAUGUCCCUGGCCAUCCUGCGUAUCAUUAGACUGGUGCGAGUCUUCAGGAUCUUUAAGCUUUCCAGACACUCCAAAGGGCUACAGAUCCUGGGCCAGACGCUCAAGGCCAGCAUGAGGGAACUUGGCUUGCUCAUCUUCUUCCUCUUUAUUGGAGUCAUCCUCUUCUCCAGCGCCAUCUAUUUUGCUGAGGUGGACGAUCCCAACACCCAAUUUGUUAGCAUCCCUGAUGGAUUCUGGUGGGCUGUAGUUACUAUGACCACUGUGGGAUAUGGAGACAUGUGUCCUAUUACACUAGGCGGUAAGAUUGUUGGCACUCUAUGUGCCAUUGCUGGGGUAUUGACCAUCGCCCUGCCUGUGCCUGUUAUAGUCUCCAAUUUCAACUACUUUUACCACAGAGAGAGAGACCAGGAAGAAAAGCAGCCCAUACCUGAGACAGUCGAUCAAGCUAUAAAGUCAGGGAACCUUACAAAACAUGGAAGUAGUUCUUCUCUGAACAAGACAAAUGGGAGCUGGCAGACUGAUAAAUCAAAGUUUUAAAACCCAUAUUGAAACUUCAUUUUCAUGAGUGUAAAUCUCGUAUUUCACAACAAAAUCAAGAGAUUAUAUUUUGCAUAAAGAAAAUACUCUAUUUUAUUAUCAACUGCUAGUUUUAUCAUAACAAAUAAGCACAGUAUCAUUCCAGUUCUCAGUAAUGCAUAUGGAUGUUUUACCUUAAUUAUUGUGUAACUGUUAUUAUUCUCAAUGGUGAUCAAAUUCCCAUUAAUGUAGUAUUUUAUUUAUCGUUAUUAUUUAAAGUGCCCCGAUUGUGCCAUUUUUAAAGUUCCUAAUAUUGUGCUGGGAGUCUCCUACUACAGGUUUAUAUGCAUGCAACACUUUCAUUUUCACAGAAUAUACAUUUAAUUUCACCGCAUUUAUCAACGAUUGGUAAACGAUUCAUAUGAAUCAGUUCAAAGAUUCAGUCUCUCUAAACCCCUCUUUUCCGUGAGCCUACUCUGCUCAGAUUUUGUUAUUGGUCUACCUCAUACAGUGUGUGUCAGAAACAAAAUGCCCAUUGACAUAACUGAAUAACAGCUCCAUAGAGAAUGUAUGAAGAGAAAAGAUGGUUUAGAUUCUACCUUAUAAUUCAAGCCAGAGUCCGAAGAUGAAACCUCUAGUUGAUCAAUCAGGCACUGAUUCACCAGCAGGACUGGAGCAGGAUGUUUCUCAGUGUUAAGUGUCAACUUAGUUUGUCAUAGUUAUAAGGCAUGAUUGCAGCGUCAUUGUUAUAAUUUAUUUUGGUGCACGUGUGGGAACUGUAUAAGAAUUCCAAGCGAAUGUGAAAACCUCGGCUGCCAUGAAGUAUGACAGGUAGUAUUAUGUUUCUGCAUUAGUUGAGCAUUAGAUGCCUCUUUUAUAAAGAAUUAAGUGCAUUUAGAUCAAUCAAUAGAAAAUAUAAACAUCUAUUAUUUAUCAAGCUUUAUUCAAUCUGGUACAAAUAAACCAGGAACUCGAUUGAACCAUCUUUCAAGAGCAAGUGUUUUGUGAAUCCCGCGUUGAACUCCCUGAGGUUAGAGAAGCAGUCGUCCAUCGUAGAACAUAUGUAGGCAUUAUGCAAAUGUGUUACCCUGUGACGUCUAGCCAUCAUAGAAGUGGGAUUCAAUGGAAGACAAUAUUCAAAAUGGCAUAUUAGGGGCACUUUAAAUGCUUUACAACAAUCUCUUCCAAGAUUAUUAAAUGAAUGCUCUUCAAAGGUUUUGUGAGAUUCAGAGAAUAAUGUUUCAUUUUUAGUGCUUCAGCAUUUGCUAGAACUUUUGGGUGUUUUUGGGAACAGAUUAUUAUAAACGGUACCUAACUUGAAUGAUAUGAAUGUGAUUACAGUUUCUCUGAAAUCGUACAUAAGUAACACAGUUUAAAUUUCAUGUUAGAUAUCCAUCUGUGUUGCAUAAUAAUAAUAAUUCAAAUUAGAGCAUCUCAUAAUCUCAUAAACCUACCAUACCCGGUCCACUAUGUGUGAUUAAAUAUUACAGAAUCACUCUGAAAGUUAAAUGACAACUGCACUGUUAUCAAGUGUGUUCGGGUGGCUUAAUGCUUCCACCAGCAAACUACAAUUUUGGGUAACCUGCAAAAUUACACUUUUAACAUUUGCUCUAAUACCAUUGUCUCUUUGUAUGUUUUUCUAAUAGAAUUCCAAAUUAAGUAGUGUAUUUCAUUAAUGUAUUUCAUGAAGGUUUGUUUGAGGCACUUUAGAGGAAGAAGGUCAGCCAAUGAAGAGGAGAAAUGCAUUCAGAGUUUUCCACUUACUGUCCAAAUUCAUGUCUGUGAGCUUAACAGUGCCUUUGACUGAGAUGGGUUGAACCUGUUGCAGGCAUGCUGUCAUUCAGGUUUUAUACUGUGUGAAAAUUCCUUGUAUUUAUGGUGAAUGUUGCUUGAUUUGAUUUGAAUUAAAUAUAUAUUCAUAGAUCUAACAAGA
Carassius gibelio (silver crucian carp) is the source of this 3950-nucleotide messenger RNA. Its product is annotated as potassium voltage-gated channel subfamily A member 10-like. The transcript is spliced from 2 exons. Gene Ontology annotation, molecular function: delayed rectifier potassium channel activity; protein binding. Lineage: Eukaryota; Metazoa; Chordata; Actinopteri; Cypriniformes; Cyprinidae. The coding region runs from base 329 to 2038 and encodes 569 amino acids. Gene Ontology annotation, cellular component: voltage-gated potassium channel complex; membrane. The record is from RefSeq and is a predicted model, not a curated record. Gene Ontology annotation, biological process: protein homooligomerization; potassium ion transmembrane transport.